UAUUUCUAAAAAAAGGGAAGAGGAUCUUUUCGCUGCCAAGUUGUUGGCACUUGGAGCUUGACGGUGAUGAACUUUUUUGGGUCUCUCUUUUUAAAUUAAAUUAAACUAAAGAAACUUUAGACCAUCAUUAAUCCCAAUUUUUUUAAUUGGAGUUCUUAAUUUUGAUUAAAAAAAACAGUUCUUAGCUUUUUUUAGAUUUUAAUUAAGAAGAAUUAAAAAUCGUCUCUUAAAUAAGAGAUACAAGAGCCGUCUAUUAGUCCGGGUUACUAAUGCUUUUAGAAGUGUCAGUUGGAAAGGGUCCUGAAUCAAAAAAUGCUCAAAAAACUAUUUGGCCCGACUUCGAUAUCCACAUAGUAACUAGAGUCCAGAAGCAAGAUGAGUAUCAAACUCGGAUGUAGUAGGAAUAAUAAGUACUCAUUAGUUUUUUGUCGUCUCUAUGAGACCAACCUCUUGACGUGAAUGUGUAUAUUGAGAUGUACUUGCAAUCUUCAAUGCAUGUAUAUAUUCAGAUGUACGUUCGUUUGCAUAGUUAAUUACAUUGUAUCAUUUGAUUCUAGAGAAUAAAUCAUGAGAACGGGAAGACUGCAAGUCUUAAUUAAGGAUCUUUAUAUGACUUUCACCUUGUAACAACCCGCCAUGUGGGAACUAUUCGCUCCGUGAGUCCAGACUGGUCCUGCAGGACACCGAUACUAAUCUUUCAAUUAUAAACUUUUAAUGUUUCAUAAUUAAGUUUUUAGUGCGUUUGGAGUUCUUCGAACCUAAGAUUUGACUUUUUAACAAUAUUUCCACGUGACAAUGUCAUCAAUUGGUCUGCAAAACCCCUAUUAUGAAUCCACAGGGCGGGUUGUUACAGACCUAUUCUCCAAACCUUAUAUUUAAAUAUUCCUCAACAAAAAAAUACCAAACAUUUAUCUCUUUCAUUGUCUAUCUUUUAAUUCUCUUUUUCUUCAUCUUGUUAUUUUCUUCUCAUCAUAACAAACAAACCCUUUAAUUAAACGACUCUCUUUAUUCUUUCUGGCUUUUGUUCUUUUUGAAGUUUUUUUUGUUGUCAUCUCAUUAAACCUGCAGGUUGCAUAUAUAUAACCAUCUCCAGGAAAUCAUAUCGAAUCAAAACCCAACGGUUGAGUUUCUAGGAUCAGAUUUAAAUCAGAGAACCAAUAGAGGUCAGGAAAACAAAGAUGGGUUUGAAAGAUGAGGACAAGAAAAUAGAAAAGUCUUCAGAAGAGCCAAUGGGACAUGGGACCUUAAGCAGAAAUAAUAGCCACAGCUCUUUGUCUCCAACAGAAGAUGAUGAAGACGAAGACAAGAAUCUUGAACUUGGUCCCAUGAUCGCUCUCAGAGAACAGCUCGAGAAAGACAAGGAUGAUGAAAGCUUAAGGAGAUGGAAAGAACAACUUCUAGGCAUUGUGGAUCUUGAGGAGGUUGGAGAGACUACGGAUCCGGUGGUAAAGAUAAUGAACUUAACAAUUAGGUCACCGGAUCGAGAUGACAUGGUAUUGACGAUCCCUGAAAACGGAAAACCGACAUCGAAAGGGCCAUGGUUUACUCUUAAAGAAGGCUCUAAGUACACUCUCGUGUUUACUUUCCGUGUGAACAACAACAUUGUGUCCGGUCUCCGGUACAGCAAUACAGUUUGGAAGACCGGAAUCAAGGUAUAUAGUCGAAAGCAGAUUUUAGGAACGUUUAGUCCACAAGCUGAACCGUAUAACCAUGUCAUGUUUGAAGAAUCAACACCGUCUGGUAUGCUUGUUAGGGGCUCCUACUCCGUUAAAUCUAAGUUCGUCGAUGACGAUAAUAAGUGCUACUUGGAGAACAAUUAUACCUUUGACAUUCGCAAGAAUUGGCUGUGAUGAUCCAUCACAUAAGUUACCCGAAAACAUAUUAAUUGUAUUAUUCAUUAUUCUGUUACUAUUUGCUCUUUAAUUUAAACUUGUUCUUAAUUAAUGUAUGUUCAUAUAUAUAUGGUUAAAUUAAAUU
Molecule: messenger RNA, 1977 nt
Organism: Brassica napus (rape)
Lineage: Eukaryota; Viridiplantae; Streptophyta; Magnoliopsida; Brassicales; Brassicaceae
Product: rho GDP-dissociation inhibitor 1
Exons: 5
Coding region: 1179-1850 (223 amino acids)
Biological process (GO): Rho protein signal transduction
Cellular component (GO): cytoplasm; membrane; cytosol
Molecular function (GO): protein binding; Rho GDP-dissociation inhibitor activity
Source: RefSeq, a predicted model, not a curated record